AUGGCUUAUACUGAAGAACAUAAGGUUUUGUUCAGUACUAACAUGUUGCUUGAGGAAGCUGAAAAUUGGUCGAAUAACAGUCACCAGAGACUAGAAGUUGUUAGUGUUGAGAUCACUUGGACUGUGUUCAGGGGGCAAUUCCUAGAGAAAUACUUUCCUGGAGAUGUGCGUAGCAAGAAAGAGAUUGAAUUUCUCAAGCUUAAGAAAAGGAACAUGACGGUUUCUGAGUAUGCCGCCAAGUUUAAGGAGCUAGUGAAGUUAUGUCCUAAUUACAAUUGUGCAGCUGUGGAGGGAUCCAAAUGCAUUAAGUUUGAGAACAGACUACGAUCUGAAAUAGAGCUAGGUAUUGGUAACCAGGAGAUUCGUAGGUUUCCUACUCUAGUGAUAUUACAGGGGAUGUAA
Lathyrus oleraceus (garden pea) is the source of this 402-nucleotide messenger RNA. RefSeq lists its product as uncharacterized. The transcript has a single exon. Bases 1 to 402 code for a protein of 133 amino acids. The record is from RefSeq and is a predicted model, not a curated record. NCBI's taxonomy places the organism in Eukaryota, Viridiplantae, Streptophyta, Magnoliopsida, Fabales, Fabaceae.